Messenger RNA from Nerophis lumbriciformis (worm pipefish), 2358 nucleotides. Lineage: Eukaryota; Metazoa; Chordata; Actinopteri; Syngnathiformes; Syngnathidae. The record is from RefSeq and is a predicted model, not a curated record.
AUGGGACUGCCUGCCUUGGAGUUUAGUGACUGUUACCUGGAUAGUCCGCAGUUCAGGGAGAGACUCAAGUCCCAUGAGCUGGAGCUGGACAAGACCAGCAAGUUCAUAAAGGAGCUCAUCAAGGACGGCAAAGCGCUCAUUCUGGCGCUCAAAAGUCUGUCCACAGCCAAGAGGAAAUUCGCCGACUCUCUUAACGACUUUAAAUUCCAGUGUAUCGGGGAUGCUGAGACGGAUGAUGAGAUAUGCAUAGCCAAGUCUCUUCAGGAAUUUGCAGCUGUUCUACAAAACCUGGAGGAUGAGAGGACACGGAUGAUUGAGAACGCCAACGAUGUGCUCAUUAUGCCUCUGGAGAGGUUCAGGAAAGAGCAGAUCAGUGCAGCUAAGGAAGCGAAGAAAAAGUACGACAAAGAAACGGAGAAGUACUGCGCAGUAUUAGAGAAGCACCUCAGUCUUUCGGCAAAGAAGAAAGAGUCGCAUCUGCAUGAGGCGGACAACCAGGUAGAUAACGUGCGGCAACAUUUCUAUGAGGUUUCUCUGGAGUAUGUCUUCAAAGUGCAGGAGGUCCAAGAGAGGAAGAUGUUUGACUUUGUGGAGCCUCUGCUGGCCUUCCUCCAGGGCCUCUUCACCUACUAUCACCACGGUUACGAACUGGCAAAGGACUUUAACCAUUUCAAAACAGAUCUCACCAUCAGCAUACAAAAUACGCGGAAUCGUUUCGAGAGCACAAGGUCGGAGGUGGAGAGUCUAAUGAGGAAGAUGAAGGAGAAUCCACAUGAACACAAGAGUAUUAGCCAGCACACAAUGGAAGGAUACCUCUAUGUGCAGGAGAAACGCUCCUUUGUGUCUACCUGGGUGAAGUACUACUGUACGUACCACAGGGAGCCCAAACGGGUCACGAUGGUCCUGUUUGAUCCCAAAUCAGGAGGCAAAACUGGUGAAGAGGAGAGCUUCAUCCUCAAGUCCUGCACAAGGAGAAAGACUGACUCCAUCGAAAAAAGAUUUUGUUUUGAUGUGGAAGCUGUGGACAGGCCAGGAAUGAUCACCAUGCAGGCUUUGUCAGAGGAAGAUAGGAGGUUGUGGAUGGAGGCCAUGGACGGGAGAGAGCCGGUGUACAAUCUCAACAAGGACAACCAGACAGAAGGCUUGGCCCAGCUGGAUGUGAUCGGGUUCAACGUGAUGAAAAAAUUCAUUUAUGCAGUCGAGACCCGAGGUAUUGAUGAGCAAGGCUUGUAUAGAAUCGUCGGUGUCAGCUCUCGAGUGCAGAAACUAUUGAGCCUUGCUAUGGAUCCCAAGACAUGCGCUGAUGUAGAGCUGGAAAGCUCGGAGUGGGAAAUUAAGACCAUCACUAGUGCAAUCAAACAUUAUCUAAGGGUGCUUCCUGCACCUCUCAUGACAUAUCAGUAUCAGAGGAGCUUCAUCAAAGCAGCAAAGUUAGACAAUCCCGAAGCAAGGGUGACAGAGAUCCAUAGUCUGGUGCACCGACUGCCUGAGAAGAACCGGCAGAUGUUGGAGCUGCUCAUGAAACAUCUCUCCAACGUGGCCAGUCACCACCAGCAGAAUCUAAUGACUGUGGCCAAUUUGGGCGUGGUGUUUGGGCCAACUUUACUCCGCCCACAGGAAGAGACGGUGGCGGCCAUCAUGGACAUCAAAUUCCAGAACAUUGUUGUGGAAAUCCUCAUUGAGCACCAUGAGAGGAUAUUCAAGGACCCACCAAACUCCGUUGGAGGCUUAACCAACUCUCAGGUCAACCAAUCCAGGAGAAGAAGCAGUGAGAGCAAAGUUCCAUCUUGCAUUGAGAGGCCUCUCACACUCUUCCAGACGCCAACACAUUCUCUCAAGGGUGAGAAGAGGAACAGCGUCAUUAACCCCGGAAUGGGCGAGCAACAGCAGGCAGUGUUGUCCUCGGCCAACUGCAACAGCAGCAGUAGUAGCAGCAGCAGUAGCGGCGGAAGCCAAGGUCUGACGCCCAGACACAGCCUGACCAGCAACGACGGAGAGCACGAAACGCGGCACAUUCGUCCUAUGUCGCUGUUGAACCCCAAAAGCCGAGGCACCAUCCCAGUUUGUGCAUUAUCCUCCAGUCCAAACUCCCCACGUUCUCCAUCUUGGCCCAUGUUCUCGGCGCCGUCCAGUCCGCAGCCCGUUUCUUCGGCCUCCAGCGACUCGUCCCCAAUCAGCAUUUCUGGCAAGAGAGCUCGGGCGCUGUACGCAUGCAAAGCGGAGCACGAAUCCGAGUUGUCCUUCAUAGCUGGCACAAUCUUUGACAACGUUCAUGCUUCCAGAGAGCCGGGCUGGCUGGAAGGAACGUUGGAUGGUCGAAUAGGACUCAUUCCUCAGAACUAUGUGGAAUUUCUAUAG